Messenger RNA from Syngnathoides biaculeatus (alligator pipefish), 1831 nucleotides. RefSeq names its product RAS (RAD and GEM)-like GTP-binding 1 (gene rem1). Lineage: Eukaryota; Metazoa; Chordata; Actinopteri; Syngnathiformes; Syngnathidae. The coding region runs from base 247 to 1185 and encodes 312 amino acids. The transcript has 5 exons. Gene Ontology annotation, cellular component: plasma membrane. The record is from RefSeq and is a predicted model, not a curated record. Gene Ontology annotation, molecular function: calcium channel regulator activity; GTP binding; GTPase activity. Gene Ontology annotation, biological process: negative regulation of high voltage-gated calcium channel activity.
CCCCCCACCCUACCCCACCCCCGCCGCCCCCUACUCGCAUAUCUGCUUCUCCUCUGCUGUCACACACACACACACACGACGCGUGACGGGGGUUGGGGUGCGGAUGCGUGUGCGCGUUUGUGGCCGCUGUUGAAUUUUUAAAGCUGUUGUGGAACUUCGCGGGGUCAGCGCGGCGAAGGGAUCGCGUUUCAAAGACUCGCACGCCAGCUCGGCCGCUGCGUCCGCGGAGGACGCCGCAGGUUCUUCAUGGCCCGCCCGACCCAAGCGGUCCUGAGCGGUCACCGUAGCAACAUGAGCAUCAACAUUCAGAGAAAAAAGGAGGCCCUGCGGCGGCGGGCCAGCAGCCCCGUCCGCCCCACCCAGCAGCCGUCCUGCAGCCGCGACAACGCCGGCGGCGUCCCGGGGCAGAGCCCUCCCCGGCGCGGGCACCCUCCUCUGGGGCAGUCGGCGUCCUACCACCCGGGGGACAAAUCGCUCCACUACCGGGCGCAGUGGAGCUCCGACUCGGAGGACGACUCCCAGGCCGAGCCGGACGGCGUGUACCGCGUCGUCUUGCUGGGCGACCACGGCGUGGGGAAGAGCAGCCUGGCCGGAAUCUUUGCGGGAAUCAACGACAAAGACGAGCAACCGGGAGAGGACACGUACGAGAGAAAGCUAACGGUGGACGGCGAGGAAACCACGCUGGUCGUCAUGGAUACGUGGACAAACGACAGACCGGACGAAGGCGGUCGAUCGGGCGACGAGGAGGCGUGUCUGACGUGGGGGAGCGCGUACGUCGUCGUCUACUCGGUCACCGACCGCCGCAGCUUCGACGCGGCGGCCGAGCUUCGCAUCACGCUGCGGCGGCGACGCCAGGCCGACGACGUUCCCAUCAUCCUCGUGGGGAACAAGAGCGACUUGGUGCGAUCCAGGGAGGUGGCGCUGGAAGAGGGCCGAGCGUGCGCGGCAGUCUUCGACUGCAAGUUCAUCGAGACGUCGGCGUCGCUGCAGCACAACGUCGGCGAGCUCUUCGAGGGCGUGGUGCGGCAAAUCCGCCUGCGGCAGCGGCGCCCGUCGUGCCGCGGGCCCCAGGAGAGCCUCGCCCAGAGGGCGCGACGCUUCCUGGACCGCUUGGUGCCGCGCAACAACCGGCGCGUGGCCGUCAGAGUGCAAUCCAAGAGCUGCCGCGACCUGGCCGUCCUCUGAACCGGACCGGGAAGUAGCUUGCUAAUGCUAACGACCAAACGGAUCAAAUAUUGAACCGCAAGUAGCUAGAUUACAAAAAAAAAAAGACAUGAUUAUCAUUUUUGCGCACAUGUUUCACGCAUGUACUCGCACACACUUAACCGUCACUUGCUCUCACACAAACAAUCUCUCACAUGCAGACUCUCUCACACUUUGAUAAUCAAGCAAACACGCACGCGCAGUGUUUUUUGUCGCGGGCUCGAGCGUCCAGCUAACACCGCCGGCGGCUGUGUUUGUGUAGCGUCGUCAUGGCGACGUUGUCGGACGGCCGCUCGCCGCGUGUUUGUCCGUCGUGCUCACAAGUCCGACAAGAACCGCAACGGGGGGGGGGGGGGGGGACAAAUGACAGAAAAACGCGCGCAUUUGCACGCCCGGAGGACAAGAGUUGAGCGGUCCAGCUGAGCGUCGAUUUUUGUCAUGGAAAGAAUUCGUGACUCUCCUCAAGCCGGAUGGCACGCGCACGCACGCAAUGCGCGCACGCCCACGCCGAGCCGCCGUGUAAACAUCCAUCCUCCCGAGGCCCGGACAUGCCGCGGCCCCUUUUCUCAACUUUCUGCGGUGGUUCUUUUCAUUUCGCCGGCGCGCAUUAAAAGUUAAAUAAUGUCAA